This is a messenger RNA of Xyrauchen texanus (razorback sucker), 2420 nucleotides long. Its product is annotated as cyclin-K-like. The record is from RefSeq and is a predicted model, not a curated record. NCBI's taxonomy places the organism in Eukaryota, Metazoa, Chordata, Actinopteri, Cypriniformes, Catostomidae. Gene Ontology annotation, biological process: positive regulation of DNA-templated transcription, elongation; regulation of transcription by RNA polymerase II. Bases 223 to 1836 code for a protein of 537 amino acids. Gene Ontology annotation, cellular component: cyclin/CDK positive transcription elongation factor complex; nucleus. Gene Ontology annotation, molecular function: cyclin-dependent protein serine/threonine kinase activator activity. The transcript is spliced from 11 exons.
CGGUGUGGGCAAGCAGAAGAAGACCCGCUAUAAAUGGCGACCUCCGUGUGCUGAAUCUGAGCUCGAAAAUAUUAAAAGUACACAUGUUUGCGGAAUUUAUCGGGAUUCUCUCCCUGUCAAAUAUUACAACAGUAAGUAUUUUGCAGUUCAGACUUGCACUUCGAUUGCUGUCCAACGGUGGAUUUAUAGUCCAGUCUGGCAUCAGCUCUCACUUCCUGCCAAAUGAAGGACGGCAAGGAGAAUUCUAACGCUGCUUCUGGGAGUUUCGCCACAAAUCUGGAUCACAUAAAGCCAUGCUGGUACUGGGACAAGAAGGAUCUGGCCCAUACCCCAUCCCAGUCUGACGGCCUGGACCCGGCCACAGAAGCCCGGUACAAACGAGAGGGAGCCAGGUUCAUAUUUGACGUCGGAACUCGUCUGGGACUGCAUUAUGACACUUUGGCAACUGGCAUAACAUACUUUCAUCGUUUUUACAUGUUUCAUUCUUUCAAACAGUUCCCCAGAUAUGUGACCGGGGCUUGCUGUCUCUUCUUGGCUGGUAAAGUGGAAGAAACCCCUAAGAAGUGUAAAGACAUAAUUAAAACCGCACGCAGUCUGCUCAACGACGUGCAGUUUGCCCAGUUUGGAGAUGAUCCAAAGGAAGAGGUCAUGGUCCUGGAAAGAAUUUUACUCCAGACAAUCAAGUUUGAUUUACAAGUAGAACACCCUUACCAGUUUCUUCUGCGCUACGCUAAACAGCUGAAAGGUGAUAAGAACAAAGUUCAGAAGCUUGUGCAGAUGGCGUGGACAUUUGUGAAUGACAGUCUCUGCACAAUGUUGUCUCUUCAGUGGGAGCCAGAGAUCAUAGCUGUGGCAGUCAUGUAUCUCGCCGGCAGACUGUGUAAGUUUGACAUCCAGGAGUGGACGUCUAAGCAGUCAUCUCGUCGCUGGUGGGAGCAGUUCGUACAGGACGUGCCGGUAGAGCUCCUGGAGGACAUCUGCCAUCAGAUCCUGGACUUGUACUCUCAGGGUAAGCAGCCGAUACCCCAGCAACCUCCGAUGCAGGACAAAGAGAAACCACCACCACCUCCUGCAGUGCUGCCCAGUCAGUCAGGGGCACCGAACCCACCUGCUCAACCUCCCAAGAAAAACUCCCCUCAGGCUAGCCCACCCAACAAGCUUAAACGGCAACAUGUCUCUCCUAAAGAUGAACCUAAAGCCCCAUCAGAGCAAGUUGGGUCUAAGAUACCGCGUCUGGAGAGUCCUAUGCCCCCUCUGCCUGCCUCCCAACCCCCAGAUCGCAAGGCUCCAUCUGCAGUCCCUGCGCCUCCUGUUGAAGCAGAGCCGGCCGUGUUGACUGAUCAUGACCUAGCACAGGGCCUGGCUCCUCCUCUGCCGCACGGGGCCCCGCCCCCUCUACCUCACCGCCCACCUCCCCCUCCUCCCUCCAGUUACAUCAUGGGAAUGUCAACGUCCAGUUCAUACAUGUCAGGGGAGGGAUUCCAGAGCCUGCAAUCCAUGAUGAAGACUGAAGGACCUUCCUACGCACCCAUGCCCCCUUCAUACGGCCUACCUUACCACCCACACGUCUAUCCACACCCAAACCCCCCACCUCCUGGCCCUCCACCCCCAGCCAAUUACCCCCCACCUAAUCUGCCCCCACCCACACCAUCUUACCCCCCGCCAGGAUAUAACCCCAGCUACCCACCUCCACGCAUGCCACCUGGGCACAGUGUGCCCCCUCCGGUAAUGGGGUAUCCCCCUCCACCUGUUCCUCCUGGUCAACCUCAGGUGCCCCUGCCACCCCACGCUAUGCCACCUGUGGCAGGAAUGAACAGAGGAGCAUGGAUGAGAUGAGACAUAAUGGAAAGGUGGAGGUGAAUGUGUUUACAAUGCUCCUGUAAAAGUAGUCCAUACGACUUUAUUCAACAGCCAAAAAAUAAUAGCAUAAAAAUUUGGAUUGACACGAGCAUGAGUAAAUAUUGAGUUUUCACUUUUUGGGUGAACUCUUCCUUCAAACCAUUUUUUCAGUUCACGGCACCAUUGACAUUCCAAACACCUUUCUGUGAAUGAAUUGGGAAUUCUUGUUUAUACAAAUGAUUUAUUCUGCAAUAUCCUUAGGGAAUGUUUUUUUCUUCAAUGUAAAUUCUUCUCUUCCCCCUUGCUUUGCUUUUUAGUUGCUGUGUUGCAGAAUUCAUAUCUGUUUUCGUACCAAGAUGGGAAAAAAAUAUACCACAAAUCAUCCUUGACUGUCUUUUUUAUUUAGAUGCGUUUCUGGCAUCUUUGACUAAAGUCAAGUGAGUCCAUGAAUGGUCAAACGUUAUCAUAGUUUUUUCUUGUACAUGCUCUUAGUUUGUUUAGUUGAUCAUCAGGGAACUUGCUGUGGCCAACCACUUUGUGUUCACUUGAUGUUUAUUUAGGCAGAUAAUAAAAGUCAUUUU